AUGUUGACUUAUGGCCGGCUUUUGAUCCGAGUUGCUGUGCCGCAUGGCAAGGACAUCAGCAAUAUACGGCCGGUCGCUUUCGCUAAAAACUUUUGUUCAACAGCGCGAACUACUGCCGCCACUUCGACCGAUUCGGCGGCCACGAAUGCGACGAAAACUGCCCAAAAGGUGGACUCGAGUUGUUGUGGAUUUGCCAAAGACUUGAUUGGAGGACCAUCAACGGUGUUGGAUCAUGGAAAAUUUGGGGAAGAUGCUUGUUUUGUUACGCAUUUUAAGCACACUCAUGUUGCUGGUAAGUUUCUUAAUUUUUGUUUAUGUUUUAGGUAACCAUAAACAUAGUUGUAGGCCGUUUUUGGGAAAACCCAAAAAAUCGUCAAAGUAGGAGGAUAUUUAGAUUAACAUUCUAAAAGAAAAGCAUUAAAAAACAGAAAUUUAUUAAGCUUUAUUUUUAUUUUUAAAUCUUUAACUUUACAAUUUUAGGCGUAGCCGAUGGUGUUGGGGGAUGGAGAAAGUACGGCAUUGAUCCUAGUGAAUUCUCAUCAAAUCUCAUGAAACAUUGUGAAAAGAUUGUAGAGGCUGGAGAAUUCAAACCAGAUCGACCAGAUUUGAUUAUCAGCAAAGCUUUCGAGCGAUUAGCAGUAUCGCCUAGGCCAAUUGGGUAAGUUAAACUUGUAAUAUCAUUCUUUUAAAUAGAAUUUUUUCAAACAGAAAGAGCUGCUUAUUUGAGUUUUUUAAAACAAAUUUCUGUCUUUCACACUUUAAAGUGGUAUAUUUCAGAAGUUCAACAGCUUGCGUAGUAGUAAUUCAUCAACACACCUUGUACACAGCUAACCUGGGUGAUUCAGGCUACUUGGUAUAUCGCGAUGGAAAGGUUGUACAAAAGUCAACAGAACAAGUUCAUUAUUUUAAUGCUCCCUUCCAGUUAACAUUACUACCUGAACAAUGUGGUAAGCUUUUUCGGUCAAGGAGGUAUAUAGAAUAAACAAAAGACAAUUUUGGUUUCUUUUUAGUUUUUUCUGGUAACUUUUGAAACAAAGUAAAUAAUAUUUCACAUUUGGUUGUAAAAAUAAGGUUAUUCUUUUAUAGAAUUGGAAGGAUUCAUCCGUGACACGCCGGAAAACUCGGAUCUCAAUGUGCUAGAUUUAGAAAAGGGUGAUGUUGUUCUAUUAGCCACUGAUGGAUUAUGGGAUAAUGUUCCAGAUGCUUUAAUAUGUGAAGCUUUAGAGGUGAGUUUAAUUUUGCUUUUAGGAAAAUUAAAAAGCGUUUUUUAUAGAUUGCUCUAAUAUUGAUUUGUUUUAGGGAGUGAAUGCUCAGAAUCUACAACAAAAAUGCAAUACGAUCGCUCUGAUCGCGCGACGAUUGUCAUGCGACGUGCACCAUCUGAGUCCGUUUGCCAAGAAGGCUAGCGAACAUGGAAUCCGCACGAAAGGCGGCAAGCAAGAUGACAUUACCUGCGUUUUACUCUACAUCUCAUAG
Bursaphelenchus okinawaensis is the source of this 1476-nucleotide messenger RNA. Lineage: Eukaryota; Metazoa; Nematoda; Chromadorea; Rhabditida; Aphelenchoididae. The record is from the annotation of a GenBank genome assembly.